Amblyraja radiata (thorny skate) is the source of this 3655-nucleotide messenger RNA. RefSeq names its product ATP-binding cassette sub-family D member 2. Gene Ontology annotation, cellular component: peroxisomal membrane. NCBI's taxonomy places the organism in Eukaryota, Metazoa, Chordata, Chondrichthyes, Rajiformes, Rajidae. Gene Ontology annotation, molecular function: long-chain fatty acid transmembrane transporter activity; ATP hydrolysis activity; ABC-type transporter activity. The record is from RefSeq and is a predicted model, not a curated record. The transcript has 10 exons. The coding region runs from base 103 to 2292 and encodes 729 amino acids. Gene Ontology annotation, biological process: peroxisome organization; fatty acid beta-oxidation; very long-chain fatty acid catabolic process.
CGCAGCGCGGCGCGGACCGGAUGGGAGCAGCGCCGGGUGCUCAGCGCCAUGACACCCGCCGCCUCGUCUUUCCGCCGCACAUCGGCCAGCUAAAGGGUGCAAAUGUCCCAUCUCCUGCAGAUUGCUGCCGGCGUGAGAUGGACCAAGUCGACGGCUGCCCGCCGAGCGCUCGUCUUGGCCUUGGCCGUCUAUGGCGUGAAGAAGUUGUAUCCGCUUCUCCAGCAUCACUUCCAUGGCAAGCCGCGGCCUGGCGCAACUUCACCUCACCACACGCCCAGCCACUGCUUUGCCAAGAAAUCUCCCACUAUUGACGACGAGUUUUAUCGGCAGCUUCUCGGUCUCGGCAAAAUCCUAUUCCCCAAACUGCUCACUAAGGAGCUGGGCUUGCUCUGCCUGCAUUCGGUGGCUUUGAUUUCCAGGACUUUUCUCUCAAUUUAUGUGGCCGUGUUGGACGGGAAGAUCGUGAAGACGAUCGUUGAAAAAAAAACCAAAAGCUUCGUGUUAAAACUGGUCAAAUGGCUUCUGGUGGCCAUCCCUGCCACUUUUGUCAAUAGUAUGAUUCGUUAUCUGGAAUGUAAGCUGGCUUUGGCAUUUCGCACUCGUCUGGUAGAUCACGCAUACCGCACUUAUUUCACCGAUCAAACUUACUACAAGGUUAGCAACAUGGAUGGGAGAUUGGAAAAUCCAGACCAGUCACUCACAGAAGAUAUUUUUAUGUUUGCACAGUCUAUCGCACACUUGUACUCCAACUUGACGAAGCCCAUCUUUGACGUGAUGCUGACCUCUUACACCUUGAUCCAGACUGCAUCUUCGCGUGGAGCAAACCCCAUGGGACCAACACUUUUAGCAGGCCUCGUUGUCUAUGCCACAGCCAGGGUAUUAAAAGCAUUCUCUCCAAGAUUUGGUAAACUAGUGGCCGAAGAAGCCCAAAGGAAAGGAUACUUAAGAUAUAUCCAUUCACGAAUUAUAGCCAAUGCAGAAGAGAUUGCUUUCUACAGGGGACAUAGGGUGGAAAUGAAUCAGCUACAGAAAAGUUACAAGUCGCUUAUUGCCCAGAUGAAUCUUAUUUUGUCUAAAAGAUUAUGGUACAUAAUGUUGGAGCAGUUUCUAAUGAAGUACGUGUGGAGUGGAAGUGGAUUAGUAAUGGUAGCAGUACCCAUUAUCACGGCAACAGGUUUUGCAGACAGUGAGUCUGAAGAUGGUCAGAAGCAGAUAAGUUUGGUUAGUGAACGAACUGAAGCUUUUACAACAGCUCGCAAUCUUCUGGCUUCUGGAGCAGGUGCAAUUGAAAGAAUUAUGUCAUCAUACAAAGAGAUCACUGAAUUGGCUGGCUAUACAGCCCGAGUACACAACAUGUUUUCGGUUUUUGACGAAGUUCAGAGGGGCAUUUAUAAGAAGUCCUCUGUCAAUCAGGAAGAUGAAAUAGAUUCCAGUAAAGUAACUAAACAUCGAUUAAGUAUUAAACAUUCUUUGGAACAGAAAGGACACGUUAUUGAUGUUGAUGUUGGAAUUGUAUGUGCAAAUGUUCCAAUUAUUACCCCAAAUGGAGAUGUUGUUGUUUCCAGCCUAAACUUUGAAGUUGAUGAAGGCAUGCAUCUCCUUAUUAGUGGGCCAAAUGGAUGUGGGAAAAGUUCUUUAUUCAGGAUUUUGAGUGGCCUAUGGCCGGUAUAUGGAGGGGUAUUGUCUAAGCCUCCUCCUCAGCAUAUGUUCUAUAUUCCACAGAGGCCUUACAUGUCGGUUGGAACUCUAAGAGAUCAGGUUAUCUAUCCGGAUUCUGUGGAAGACAUGCAUGAGAAAGGAUAUGCAGAUCUGGAUCUGGAGCAUAUUCUAGAUAUUGUGUAUUUGAAUCAUAUUGUACAGAGAGAGGGAGGGUGGGAUGCCUUUACUGACUGGAAGGAUGUCUUGUCUGGGGGUGAGAAACAAAGAAUGGGGAUGGCACGAAUGUUUUAUCAGAAACCAAAAUAUGCAUUGCUUGAUGAAUGUACAAGCGCCGUGAGUAUUGAUGUUGAGGGCAAGAUAUUUCAGACUGCAAAGGACUCGGGGAUAUCAUUACUUUCUAUUACUCAUAGGCCAUCUCUAUGGAAAUACCACACACACCUAUUACAGUUUGAUGGGGAGGGUGGUUGGCGAUUUGAACAAUUAGAUACUGCUACGCGACUCUCACUGGCUGAGGAAAAGCAGAGACUUGAGUCUCAACUGGCUGGAAUCCCGCAAAUGCAACAGCGACUGAAUGAAUUGUGCAAAAUUUUGGGAGAAUACUCUGUGCUCAGAACAACUGGAACUGAAGAUUAAUGAUACAGCCAAUGAAUGUGAAUAAUAUGACAAGAGGAGCUACAAAAGAAUUGCAUGAUGCAAACAAAUAUAAAGUAAACAGAUCUUCCUAUUUAUUUAAAGUCAUUAAAGUCAGUAAAAUAAGUUAACUUUUGGAUGCAAUCUCAUCAUUCUUUUGAAACAUAUGUUAACUUUUCUGAUAGUUUACAUUAUUGUAAUAUUAGCGUCUGGUAAUAAAUUUGACAGCACUGAUUUUAAAAAGUACUAUGAAUUGUAAGAGGAAACUAGAAUGUACAUGUUCUAGAGAAAUGGUUAACGUCUGAGUGCAAUUGAAUGCUCUUCUCAAUUUUAAUAUUUAAUGAGCCUCAUUUUGUGUUAACUUUGUACCAGGUAUCAUCUGGUACAAGUGCUGGGCUAGACUUUUGAUAUGGAUGAUACCAUACCAUUUUUUUUUUUACCACUCUACCCAGGCAGUUCAUUUGCAAUAAGUACAAACAGUAUUUUAUUUUGCUUCCCAGGAUUAAUUGUUUUGAGGAAACAGAGAGGGGUUCUUGUAUCAACAUAUGAUUUAUUUUAGUGCAAUAUGAGUGAAUCUCUAGUAUAACAUUUAGCAUUUCAGCCGUGCUUACACUUCAGACUGUUAGUUGCCCAUUGUUGUUAUAAAAGUAGUAUAUAUUACCAAACACAUCUUCGGUAUUUUUAUGGAUCUAAGUAAUGAAUUUAUGCUUAUAUAUGUUCCACAUUAUACAGAAUCCAAAACUACUCAUUUGUUUUUAAUGAAAAAAUGAUCUGGUAUAGAUUUGUUUAUUUAAACAAUAAUUACUAUAGUGCAUAUUAACAUAAAAUAUGCAUAUUUUAUUUCAAUUAAUGUUGUAUUCAUUAUAUCUGCAUUAUACCACUGAAAAGGUCAAUACUGUGUAUUAAAAAAACUUGGUUGAACUUUCAAAGUAUAAAAUAGGGGAUGCUGGAAAUCUAAAACAAAAAUGUUGGAAAUACUCAGCAGAUUGGGCAGCAUCUGAGGAGAGAAACAUAAUGUUUCAGGUCAAUGAUUUCUAUAAUUGCAGGUGAAUGGUCAUUAGUCUAAAAAUGAGCUGCUUAUCUCUGCACACUCACUGGUACUAGUAUUGGUGUCACAAACUGAGACACAAUGAAACAUUUUACUUGCGUGCUAUCCAGUCAAAUCAUGUGAUACAUCAGUACAAUCAAGUUAAACGCAAAUAUAACAGAUAGUGCAAAGAGAAAAAUACUAGUGUGCAGAAUAAUGUGGUAACCAUUAUAAUACAGCCGCAGAGAAUGUGAAGUGCAAAAAAAAGUGCAAGAGCCACAAUGAAAGUUAGGGAAUCGGGACUGCAACUUUAGCUUAUAAGAGGACCGUUUAGUAAUC